AAACUCGACUUAAACUGUUAUGUUGUUUGCGUUCUGGCCAUGCUCCGGCCAUGUUCCUCCAACAAUAUGGUUGUAUGCUGGCAUUAUACUAACUGUCCUAAGGACUAUGAAUUCCAACCACGAUGAUGUUCCAUCACUGUCCAACCCAACUCCUUAUACAAGUGCUGAAUUGCAGGCAUCACCAGUUGAUGGUAAAAACACCAAUCAAGGUCAUGUUACCAAAUUCUGUUUUUUUGUGUUGUUACAUAAAUAUAAUAAUUGGUCUAUUUGUGUUCUUGUAGCUCCAACCUCUCCAAGCAUAAAGAGGAAGACACCUGUGCCCCUUCCAGCAGAACUGACGUUCCUAGUAAAGGAGAAAACGGGUGUAAGGCAUAAGUCAACGCCAGAACUCUGCAAAAGUGCUGCUGUCACCUCUGCAAGCAAAGUGCUUGCCUUUGAGGACCGUAGUGAAAAUGUUCCUUCAGCUCAGCCACCUGUUCCUGUUCUCCUGCCUGUGCAUGACCAUGACAUGAGCAGCUGGAGCUGUUCUCAACACCAGAAGCUGUGGAUGAGGAUGGAGCUUCAGGAUCUCGGGCUGUGGCCUGGGUCUCGUCCAGUGCGUAACCCAGGGAACUCAAUUUCACUAUGGCAUCUUCCUCCACAACCUGAGCUUGUUGAUAUGGCGUCUGAACUCCCAUCCCCUAACUUCUUCCAGCUACACCCAUUUUUCAUCUGGAAGCCGGAGGCUCACAUUAUGGUCAGGUUGAGAAACACUUACAUCCUGCCAUGUCUGCAUGGAUGUCCUCAUCCACAGGUGGUCUCUGCAGGAGUGGGUAGGCCUCGGGUGAUUGUUGGCACCAGUGGUCAGUAUUACAUCUUGUCCUCACGACUCUGUUGCAAGGCCUGUCAGAAGUACUGGUUUGCUGACAAUCCACGAUGGCUUGAGAAGCUGCCCAAGCGGUUUACCAACAUUCUGCCUGCAUUCCUGACGUACAAGAAGGCCAUCUGCAAAUCUGUGAUGGAUGAGCUGAGGCGCACUGGCAAGUCACCAACCGAUAUGGCAAACCAGGUGAAUGAGCUACUGCACCUCAAGUACGAGCGAGCACAUCUGGCAUACCUGCAUGCCAUAGAAAGCAUCAGGGAUGCUGAGGCUGGCACAUAUGGACAGAGGACCAUUGGGCAGUUCUUGAGGAAGGAAAGCACUCCACGUGCAUUCGGGUCAUAUGAUGAUCAAGAUGGCUGGUAUGGAGUCUCCGUGUCCAGCUUCUACCUGACUGACUGCCUUCUAGAUGAGUACAAACGUCAAGAGCCAGCCAUGUCCAAACUCCUCCAGGGCACAUUUGGGAGGGUCUUCAGGUCUGACCACACCAGGAAAGUUGCAAGAAAAGUAACGCUGGCAUCUGGGGUCAUGUCAAGUUAUGCAAUAAUGAAUGAGAACUGGCUGAUUGUUUCCUGGGUGAUGGUUCAGUCUGAGACUCAGAGGUCCUUGGAGCCGAUGUACCAGGGAUUGGCCAAGAGGUACAACGAUGCUGGAGUGGAAAAGGCAGGCUUCCACUGGAUGGACAGGGAUUGCUGUGCUCCAUUUAAGAUCCCAGACUGCAUCCCUGCUGAACAUCUAAACUGGGAUGCCUGGAAGACUACCCCUUCCAUUGUUGCUGGGGCCACCUCUGGACCGCUGGAGAACACCUGUGCCUCACGGUCAUAUUUCAAUAAUAACAUUGUGGUGAAGCUGGACUUGUUCCACUGCCUGAGGCGUUUUUCACGGGAGAGCACCUCUGAGCAUCACCCUCUGUUUAGCACUUUCUGCCAGCUCCUCUCUGCAGCCUUCUCUGUGGUGGAUCAGGAGGACCUAGGGAGGCUCCAGGAUGCCUAUCGUUUCUGCGGUAUCCAUCCAGCCAAUCCCACCAAACAGCACAUACGGGAGCACUGCAGGACCAAAGUACCACAACCCACAGAGCUGCUAGACAGAGUGGAGAAAGUCCUAAAGCAUUUUCACCUGGCCAUGGACCCCAACAAUGUUCCACUCUUCAAAUCAUCCAUGCUGAAGACGUGGCGCAUACAGAGAGUGCACAUUCUCCGUGGUUGCCUCAGUGACCCUGAACUCUCAGAGGGCAUAAUGUACCGGUAUGGUGGAACACUUCAACUUAAUCAUGUACCCGGUGAAGGCGCCAAAGUCCCCAUCUGGAUUCCUGUCAGAGGUACAUCACAGCAAGAAGGGUACCACUUUCACCAGGCCCAAUGGAUCACAGGGACUCAUGUCUCCACUGAAUUGUUCCAGGCCCAGGGCAUGACAGGGGUGGCACGGUGGAACCACCAACGUAUGCUUGAUCUUAAGCAGCCAGGUGUCAUCCUUCCUGCUGUGUUUGAUCCAGCUCUAAUGGUUGAGUUAAAUUCUACCUCCAAGAAAGUGACUGGGGAGGAGAAGUAUCCUACACUUCAUCUCUCUGACAGAGACACUGGAGAGAGGUUUGGCCUAGAGUACACAGAGCCAGGCUGCCGUCCAGUCCCUCUGGAUUGGGACAAACACCGAACCCAAAAGAGAGGUGAACCAGCUGCUCUUUUGCCUCUUCCUCCUGUGCAGACACCCACUCCUACCCAAGUCCAAGCUCAACCUCCAGACACAGCACCUUCCUCCAGCCGGACACAGCUCUCUGACACAGCAUCCCCUGGACCAGCAUCAUCCAUCAGUCAUUUGCUCUCUGCUGGUGAACCUCCUGCAGUGAUGGAAAUCUCACAUGCUGAACCUGCUGCAAUCCAUAUGGUACAGAUGUUGUCACAAGGAAGCAUGGGACCUCCAGUUAAAAGGGAAACCUUAAAUACUCCACCCAUACCUUUGCAAUCCUCACCAAGGAGUGCCCGCACUGGACCAAUCAAGACUGGUGGACGAGUGUUCGUCUUGGACCAUAAACGCUGGACAUCACCAAUGAAGGAGGCUAUUGACAGCCUCCUAGACAAGUACCAUGGACAGAAAGACAUGUUAAAGCUUGUGGAUCAAGACUAUGCUGCUAUGGUCCAUCGGUCUGCCACAGAUCCAAACAGUCUGCUUCACCCCACAACCAAGUACCACAUAGCACAGUACAUGAAAAACCUGGCUAAACAGCUGAACACAAGUUCAUCAAUGAACACAAGUCAAGAAAAACUUUUGGAGACACAAAAACUGUGGCAAAGUUUAACUGAGGAAAGCGAGACUGUCCAUGUUCCAGUUGUAGAACUGCCACCAGCCAUUGUGAAUCCAGCAGUUCCGGUCUCUCAGCCAGCAUCUGAAAAGCAAGUAUCAAAAGAGAAUGUACAGAAAAUAGUACAGGAAAUACUGCUACAUCAACAGGAGCAGCAGCAGCAGCAGCAGCAACAAAAACCCAGACAGACGAAAAAAUGUCUCGCAUGUGGGCAGCCAAAAUCCCGCUACCAAAGUGAUGGAUCAUCAGUUCAUCACUUUUAUCAGCAAGGGCCUGUUAGGUAUCACUAUUGCUCCACAAAGGUGUUUAAAGCCUAUGCUGCAGAGGGACUGACAAAUCCAAGAAUGGCCUUUGAAGAGUUUGCCCAGACUGACUUCUUUCAGCGUGAACUGCAUCUUACAAAGCAAAGAGUAGAGGAAAAAGCUGAAAAGAAGAGGAAACUCUCGGAUCCUCAACCUCAGGGAAGAAUGUGCCGUUUCUGUCGCACAGAGCUAAGGCAGGGCCCAAACAGCAAGCACAUUCACACAGGGUUUCCAGGAGUGGCAGGAAAAUACAUUUACUGUCCAGCUAAAGUCCUCGCCUUAUACAAAGACAGAGGCAUGACACAGGAAAUGACAUGGAAGGAAUUUCAAGCUUCAUCAUUUUAUGGAAUGGAAAAGGAGAGGUGGGCAGCAGAGAGAAAUAAAUAGAAAUUCAUAUUUUAAUCAUCUGUUGUUUUUUUAUGUUGCUCCAUUGCUUUCAAUUACAUACACAUUUUUAAUCAGUCAUUGUUUUUAUGUUAUUCAUAUCCUUCCCUUAACAUUUAGAGCACAUGUGCUCUAAAUGGAGCAUAUUCUGGUAGAUUUCAGCUGUUUGUAAAUUGUGAUGUUUAAUCUAAUUUAUUUUAUUAUUUCCUUGUGUUCAUGUGUCUAAUUGAUCUUGUUCUUUUUUUUCUUGCAAAGGAUAUGUAUAUCGGAACUGAUAGUUAUUACCCAUUAUACAUUUAUUUUCAUACUUGUGUUAAGUCACUAUUGUUCUACUUCUACCCAGCCCCAUCCCAUUGCUUUGCUUUUCCUUAUACUUGUUUAUGUAUAUAUGUAUAGAUACUUUUUUCACAUGUUUGAGUUGAUUUAAUA
This is a messenger RNA of Carassius gibelio (silver crucian carp), 4270 nucleotides long. RefSeq lists its product as uncharacterized. The record is from RefSeq and is a predicted model, not a curated record. Bases 20 to 3844 code for a protein of 1274 amino acids. NCBI's taxonomy places the organism in Eukaryota, Metazoa, Chordata, Actinopteri, Cypriniformes, Cyprinidae. The transcript has 7 exons.